Plenodomus lingam JN3 is the source of this 207-nucleotide messenger RNA. RefSeq lists its product as uncharacterized. The record is from RefSeq and is a predicted model, not a curated record. NCBI's taxonomy places the organism in Eukaryota, Fungi, Ascomycota, Dothideomycetes, Pleosporales, Leptosphaeriaceae.
AUGACAGCACGGAAGCCCCCAACAGUUACCAGACGAAGUAUUCGUCAAGCAGCAAAACAUAUGGCACCAUCAGCACAAUCCGAGCCACCAACAAGCAACGACGGCCAACGGGAAUCAUCGAUGGAUCAGGACAUCGAGAGAGGUGGAGGUGUGCGCAGCAAGGAGCAGGGAUCUGCCAUUGAAUCUAAUCUUGGUUCUGGUACAUAA